CAGUGAGACGCCUUGGUGGGAUGUCAGAUGCCCUUUCUAUUGCCUCUGAUCUUGGAUUCGCCGUCUCUCCCCCUCCGUCUCAGGGGGAGAUCCAAAGUUUGUCCAGUGGCUCUGGUGAAAAGAGUGAUGACUUGAUAAGGGUUUUGAAGGAGCUCACUGACGUCCAAAGAAAAAUUGCAGACUUGCAAGUGGAGCUUCAGGGUAGGAAGGAGGACAAAAACGUCGCACAUCUGACACAUGUUAGUGAAAUGGAAAAAAAGAUUGAAACUUUGGCCAGAAUCACCACUAUAUUGAAAGAUGUUAUUCAGAACAAGGACCGCAUUAUUGCUCGGCUUCAACAACCAUAUUCAUUAGAUUGCAUUCCAGUGGAAGCAGAAUAUCAGAAACAAUUUUCUGAGUUACUGAUGAGGGCUGCUAGCGACUACAGUGCAUUAACGGCAUCUGCGGCCGACUUUCAUUGGAGCCAAAAUUUUAGAGACCCACCAACAAUAUGGGCAGAAAUGCUUCGCCCUAUCCCCGUCGCCCUGGCUUCAUGCACCAGGUUCUUUGAAGCCAUGUCUGCAAUGAGGGAGUCAUUUGCCACACUUCAAGCGUUAAGGGUUGGUCCUUCAUCGUCCCUUGCCACACCUAGCAAGGAUCUUUCCCAGAGAGGAGGAUCAAGGAAGAAUUCUGAUUGUGUGACUCCUCCACCCUGGAGAACCGAAACAAGUUUUAACGAUUUGGCCAUUAGAAGUGUGAAGCAUGAAAAAAGUGAGGAGCAAGAAGUUACAAGUGGUGGUGAAUAUGGCGGCGGUGUGGAGAGCCGUCAACUAUCAUGGCCUUCUCCGGUUUAAAGAGUUGAUAAUCCCUCCGUCCCAUUGGACUUUACCAACUUUCCCUUUUUGUUUGUCCCAAAAAACUUUGUCACUUUCCUAUUAAAGCAACUAAUUUGUGGUUCUGCACAUUUCUUGCUUUUUGCACAAAUUUCAACCACACAGUUUUUACUAUUCUUAUUUCUCACCUACUUUGCACUUGGCAAAGUCCACCGGAAUGGAGGUAGUAUAUAGCUAUGUUACGGCAGACAUGCCCAAUAUUUUAUAUGGGACCAGACCUAAUCAAAACUUAUUAUUCUAAUCAUUUCUUGUUUAUAUGGGACCAGUUGUAAUAUCACAUUGAUUAAACUUUGACCAAUGGUUUAAGCAUGUCCUGGGGCAAACAAGCUAUGCGAGUGCGACUUUAUGUAGAUAAUAAUGUUCAAAUUAGCUCAAUGUAUUAUGCACCUUUUUAAAUUAGGCCCAAGCCUGGUUUAAACUUUAAAGGCUUGAAUGUUUCAUUCGUGCAAAUUCAGUGUUCUUUUUGUUCCAA
This is a messenger RNA of Cuscuta europaea, 1344 nucleotides long. The record is from the annotation of a GenBank genome assembly. Lineage: Eukaryota; Viridiplantae; Streptophyta; Magnoliopsida; Solanales; Convolvulaceae.